Molecule: messenger RNA, 1366 nt
Organism: Annulohypoxylon truncatum
Lineage: Eukaryota; Fungi; Ascomycota; Sordariomycetes; Xylariales; Hypoxylaceae
Product: NAD(P)-binding protein
Exons: 2
Coding region: 269-1264 (331 amino acids)
Cellular component (GO): mitochondrial outer membrane; lipid droplet; endoplasmic reticulum membrane
Molecular function (GO): 3-beta-hydroxysteroid 3-dehydrogenase (NADP+) activity
Source: RefSeq, a predicted model, not a curated record
GGUAGAUACUACUAAUUUCUGAAGGAUCCUACUAUACCAAUCCUUCAAAAGCUACAAGAUGUCGAGUCUGCAUUCCAUCACCUGAAACCCUUUAAGGCAGGAUGAUAACGAUUCAAAACUCAAAGUUGUUACUGUAAGAUCGUUACCGAGAAAGACAAAUUGCCUCCCCUUUUUCACAUGCUCACAGACUUUCUAUCUUUGCCCCUCCGCCGCACUAUUUAGACCUCAAGUUGCACUCCCACAGCAGAUCUACGGACCAAAAACAAACAUGGCGGGUAGCGUUUUGAUCACCGGGGCUAAUGGAACCCUCGCUCUUCCUGCCGUAGACCAUCUUCUCAAGCACUACCCAGAAUACACAGCAAUCCUCACCGUGCGGGAUGCUUCGGAUGAUCCCAACACACGGAAGUUACGCGAAAUAAUAUUACGAUACCCAGAAGCAAAGGCGUCAAUCCAGCAGCUAGACCUUUCGAAUAUUUCAACCGUGCACGAUUUUUCAAGCACACUUUCUGCGGACAUUGCCGCUAAAAGGACCCCGCCCCUGAAAACUAUCGUAUGCAAUGCAUGUUACUGGAACCUUGUCGGCGACCCAGAGUUGACGGACGAUGGGUAUGAUAAGACCUUCCAGGUUAACCAUAUAUCUCACGUGGCCCUAGUACUUCGACUUCUCGACAGGUUUACCCCGGAUGGCGGCCGGAUUGUGAUGUUUUCUAGCGAGGCGCACGAGCCCGGUAGAGCUGUGCUGGAGAAGAUCCCACCUUCGAUCCCAGAUGAUCUCGACGAACUCGUCAAGCCGGUUGCUCACGAAGAUAAAAGAGGAGCCGGGUUUCAUAGAUACGGGAGCUCGAAGCUGGCCACCACCGCCUGGACGCAUGCGCUUAAUCGAUAUCUUGAAAAGGAUGAAAGUCUCAACAAGAUUACUGCCGUAGCCUAUAACCCAGGCGGUCUCGUAGACUCACGCAUGUUCCAGAAAAAUGUAUCCUCAUCGCUAUACAUGUUGAUGCGAUAUGCCGUCCAGCCCUUAUUACCGUUACUCAAGUAUCAGAAUCCGCAAAUGCGCUUGGGAGCUGAUUCUGGUGUAGAUGCUAUUGAGCUUGCACUUGAUCGCGUCCAUCCAGGAGAAAGGGGCUACUUCGAGUUGCUGGAGAAGGCCGAGAGCUCACCCGAGAGUCGGGAUGAAUCGAAACAAGAAAAACUGUGGAUCAAGAGCGCCGAGUGGGCAAGGAUAAGUAAAGAUAAUACUGCUCUUCGGGGCGCGUUUGAAUAGGCAAUUAGAAGCUCUUGACAAUAUCGUCAGAGUUGUGUGUUGUGGGUCCAUUAAGGGGUAUCGUGCGAUGGCAUCACGUCGGCUUUCUUUCCCUGGAAGGAU